Cuscuta europaea is the source of this 11765-nucleotide messenger RNA. Lineage: Eukaryota; Viridiplantae; Streptophyta; Magnoliopsida; Solanales; Convolvulaceae. The record is from the annotation of a GenBank genome assembly.
CUUUCCUCUUCUCUUCUGGGGAAAAUGUUACCUCCUCAUCCUCUUUAGAUUAGAUUAGAUUAUUCAUACUCCAUUGAUGGAGGUUUCUAUACAUGUAUUAUGUAAUUGAGUGAUGGGAGGAUAAUAAUGAGAAAGAGCGGGCUUGGACGUUAGCCUAAAAAGUCCCGUGGUUUUCUCCCUUUCCGGGUUUCCUCGUAAAAAUAGCUAGUUUAUACACUUUUAUAUAUUUAUUCAUUUUAAUACUGAAUUUAUGAUCCUGAAUAUCCAAAGUUAUGUUGGGCUUUCGGAUCUACGGGACAAAAACUCAACAUUGGCUCCGUCUGUGGGAAACUUGUUCAAAAAGAUUCAUGUGUUCUACACAAAAUUUACAUCAAAGAUGAACUGAUAUCUAGCUGUGGAAUGGGAAUUUCAGUUCUGCUCCAGGCCAACUAAUUCAGUGGUCAACAACGGUGGAAAGCACAACAGCAAAGGAAGACCUCCAGGCGUGAUGAAAAAACUUCAGCAGCUUGGCCAUAGCUCAAAUCUCCACACCCAACAAAACGCUAGGGCCGAAGCAAGAGUAUAAGGAGAAUGGAGAAAAAUGAUGAGUGGGGCCCGCGUGCCCACCACUUUCCUUAUCCUGACAACACUUUUUGAUGAUUUGACGGAUUCACUCUUAUCCAAAGGAGAGACGCCGAAUCCGGAACGGGAAUUCCCGAACGCCAAAGCUAACAAAUCAACGGAGACAGGAGAGGAGUCCGAACGGGAAUCUCCUGAACGUUCCUACUCGCCGGAGGAUCUCGAUCCAAGCCACGCACGCCAACAGAAAGAAAUGGCUAGUCAACAUGGCAGGGUCCCGAAUGGGAGUUUUAGGAACACCGAACACCUCCUGCACAUCCUGCAAGAGGGAACCAGGCUUCGUCCAACCUCUCAGAUGCAAAACUAGUUCUGUGUCUUCAGAUUGUGCUGGGGCAGAAGAAAGGAAAGGAUCCUUGGAAUGGCCGAACUCAACUCCCAGAAUGUCCAAAUGAGAGCAGCGAACCAAUCAUAAAAGCAAGAAAGAAAAUGAGAAUGGGGCCCACGUGCCCAUUAACUUGACAUAAAAGGAUUACUUAUCUGGUGUCAGGGAGCCUGACAGGAGGACAGUUGAUGAUUUGACUAAUUCAUUGUUAUCCAAAAGAAAUAAACGACUGCUUCCCGAACGGGAACGCCCAGAAUGCACAAGCUAACAAACGGCUGCACCUAGAGGAAUCCCAGGAGGCCACCAGCAGGCACCCUACAUUCUGCAGACCCCAGGCCCCGUACGAGAGCCGGCCGGGAACUUCGAAACUCGAACGGUCACCACCGUGUAUCUACUGCCGCCAUAGUACUGCUGAUCCGCAUCCUGUCCCUACCUAGAACUCCCGAGCGAUUAUGGAUCCAACAAUGGCGGACCGGCAGUUUGACCCUCAGCAAGCAGCAACACUUUUCAGUGGGCCAAAAUUCUCUAAAAGAAAAAUCCGUCAUCAUGUCAUGGACCGAACGACAGAUCACCGUAAGGCGGUGUGUUUUUAACGACGGACAGAGAUCAUCAUCUCACCAAUUGCAUCCGUUCGGGCAAACAGGACACUCCAGGAGGUCCUCGUUGCAUAUCCUCCCCGAACGGGGAGAGAGGGACGGGAACGUCCUAUUCCAGCCAAGCGUUUCUUCCCCGAACGGCAUUCGCAGACCAGAUCAACAGGGGUUCGUCAGGUGAAGACUGCUGCCCGAGCUGACCGUAUCCCGCAGCUACGCAGUUACACCAGGCCACCCUCACGGUCUCCUUACCCGAGCAGGAACGACUCUGGGAGCGGGGACCCAAAUAAGCUUUCACGUCGAAGGGAAAAGCUCCGACCAUCCUUCAAAAGGUAUCCAGACCAUGAAGUGGGAAAAAAAAGGAUGCUAGGAACAAGCAAUCUAAAUGGCUAAGUCCUGCUCAGGGCAGUUCGGACCUUACCGAAUGGGAGGUCGGUCCGCUGAAAACUCAAUCCAAUUAAUUUCAAGCCCCUGACUUCCUUCUCGAUGGGGAAUCUAUACUUCUUGUAUGGCAGACCUCUGGUGCGGCCGCAUAUCACCACACCGUGCCCAGCCGCCCGGACUCUGCCAUACGGUGAGCAGAACAGCUCAGAACAAAUCGUCGGUUCACUAGCCUCGGUCGUUUUAUGAAGAACGCCCGAGUUCCUGCCUCAAUUAAUGGCCGGACGGCCUAGCUCGGGUUUAUGGCUCUCGUACGGCGAAGAUCUGCCCACACCCGGCUGUCCUGACAUUUCCCGAACAGCUUUUAUAGAUCUCGAACGGGAUAAGCGAUGGGCUGUUUCCGUUUUGGGUCAUGCCCCGGCAAUCUGCCAUGCCGAUUAAUUGCUAAUCGUCCGCUAAAUCUGGAAGAACGGGAGAAGCUCGAUUGGCUGAAAGGAGAAGCACGUGUGGUGGGACAUCAACUUGAGGAAUUGGUAUGGACUACCUUGCGGAUGAUGUCGUGAUCUUGGGCAAAUAAAUUAAAAAUGGGCCAUUAGUUGGCUGGGCUACUAAGAAAAUUGGUAUGAAUUUGGGUCGGUGGACUUCCCUACUUAUGGCGGCCCGUGCACCUUAGUAAAUGAGGUUGUUCAAUGAUUGCUGGAGUGGAUCAUCUUUGGCCAAUUAAAAUCUCCGGGCCAAUAUUUUGGCCCGACAGCUGAACAUCAGCCUUAUUCAGCUAAGUACCCAAUCUCUCACCUGCAAAUUAAUUUCAGAUAACAUUUUUAGGAAUGUUCGUUGUCAUCAUUAUUUAAUAGUGAUUAAUAAUAUCCCGAAUUAAAUAAUGUCGAGCGAAGCUUUAGAGAUAAAUCCUCCAUUUUUAAAUGGUUGGUUUAGUGGGCCGACCGGCCAACGUAUGACCGGGGUAAUAAAGCGAUCGGAGUACAUCCGAAGGGCAUCGCUCCAGCGACAUGUUUAAAUACAUUAAGAAUCCCGCUCGGCAUCGAGUGCUAAUACUUUAGAAUGUAAAUUAUAGUAUUAUUACUAUUGAUUGCACAAAUAGGGAUUAAAAAAUCCCGAAUAAAAUAAUGCCGAACAAGGCUUUAUAAAUAAGAUGACCAUCAUUUUAAAUUAAAUGAUUGAUUUUAGUAGGGCCUAUCGGCCCAUCCCGUUUUUGCAACCAUGGCCGGUACGGGGCGAAGUACUUAGUUUGAUUAACUAAAGUUGUUAUUUCUUGGAAACGCCCGGCAAACCACUAAGUGGUUCUGAUAGCACCUGAGUAGUGCAAAAAAUAAAUCUAGGCCAAGGGUUAUUAUACCACUUGCCCGGUAAUCAUGAAUGAAACAACAGAAAUGUUAUACUUGUAUGUGUAUAUGCUUGUAUAUGUUGUUCAGCCGUACGGCCGUAUUACUAUGCUUAUUGUGCAGUGGAAUCCGUUCUAUAUGCUCGAGCUGGGAGAUCCAUGAUGUUGGCAUGAAGCGCGGAGACGUUCAUGACCGACACAGAAAAGGGGAUCGAGAUUCAGAAAUGAAGAUCGAGAUUCAGAAAAGGGGAUCGAGAUUCAGAAAUGAAGAUCGAGAUUCAGAAAAGGGGAUCGAGAUUCAGAAAUGAAGAUCGAGAUUCAGAAAAGGGGAUCGAGAUUCAGAAAUGAAGAUCGAGAUUCAGAAAAGGGGAUCAAGAUUCAGAAAUGAAGAUCAAGAUUCAGAAAUAAAGAUCGGGAUUCAGAAAUCAAGAUCGAGAUUCAGAAAAGGGGAUCGAGAUUCAGAAAUGAAGAUCGAGAUUCGGAAAAAAGGAUCGAGAUUCAGAAAUGAAGAUCGAGUUUCAGAAAAGGGGAUCGAGAUUCAGAAAUGGGGAUCGAGAUUCAGAAAUGAAGAUCGAGAUUCAGAAAAGGGGAUCGAGAUUCAGAAAUGAAGAUCGAGAUUCAGAAAAGGGGAUCGAGAUUCAGAAAUGAAGAUCGAGAUUCAGAAAAGGGGAUCGAGAUUCAGAAAUGAAGAUCGAGAAUUCUGUGUUGCCGAGUGAUGUUCGGCAACACAGAAAAUUUCAGCCCAUGGUUAACACGCAGUCAUUCCGGAUCAUGAAUAUGUAGGCCAAGGGUUAUUAUACCACUUGCCCGGUAAUCAUGAAUGAAACAAAAGAAAUGUUAUACUUGUAUGUGUAUAUGCUUUGUAUAUGUUGUUCAGCCGUACGGCCGUAUUACUAUGCUUAUUGUGCAGUGGAAUCCGUUCUAUAUGCUCGAGCUGGGAGAUCCAUGAUGUUGGCAUGAAGCGCGGAGACGUUCAUGACCGACACAGAAAAGGGGAUCGAGAUUCAGAAAUGAAGAUCGAGAUUCAGAAAAGGGGAUCGAGAUUCAGAAAUGAAGAUCGAGAUUCAGAAAAGGGGAUCGAGAUUCAGAAAUGAAGAUCGAGAUUCAGAAAUGAAGAUCGAGAUUCAGAAAUAAAGAUCGGGAUUCAGAAAUGAAGAUCGAGAUUCAGAAAGGGGGAUCGAGAUUCAGAAAUGAAGAUCGAGAUUCAGAAAAAAGGAUCGAGAUUCAGAAAUGAAGAUCGAGUUUCAGAAAAGGGGAUCGAGAUUCAGAAAUGGGGUUCGAGAUUCAGAAAUGAAGAUUGAGAUUCAGAAAAGGGGAUCGAGAUUCAGAAAUGAAGAUCGAGAUUCAGAAAAGGGGAUCGAGAUUCAGAAAUGAAGAUCGAGAUUCAGAAAAGGGGAUCGAGAUUCAGAAAUGAAGAUCGAGAAUUCUGUGUUGCCGAGUGAUGUUCGGCAACACAGAAAAUUUCAGCCCAUGGUUAACACGCAGUCAUUCCGGAUGACCGAAUGACGAACGGGUUAACAACAUGGAAGGAAAAUCAUUCUCAGCUAAGAGAGUUUUGACCCUAGAAUUAUGAACGGAUAAAGGGAUCAAAACGACUUGAAGAAUCGAUGCUCAGAAAAUCUCAGCCCAUGGUUAACACGAUCAUUCCGGAUGACCGAAUGAUGAACGGGUUAACAACAUGGAAGGAAAAUCAUUCUCAGCUAAGAAAGUUUUGACCCUAGAUUUAUGAACGGAUAAAGGGAUCAAAAUGGCUUGAAGAAUCGAUGCUCAGAAAAUCUCAACCCAUGGUUAACACGGUCAUUCCGGAUGACCGAAUGACGAACGGGUUAACAGCAUGGAAGGAAAGUCAUUCUCAGCCAACGGCUUGGAGUUUGACACUCAGAUAGUCUCACCUCAGCGGUUAACAUGGGAAUCGUUCUGGACAACCGAAUGAGAAACAUAUUAGCAGUUUGGAGGGAGCUAUUAUUUCAGCUAGAGUUUUGACCCUGUAAUUACGCAUUGUUAAAGGGAUCAAAAUGGCCUGGAGUUUGAUGUCAGUGAUUCUCACCUCAGCUUUUUAACACGCAAAAUCAUUCCAGAUGACCGAAUGAGGAACGGGUUAACAGUUUGGAGGGAGCUGAGUCGUCAACUUAGCUAAAUUCGACCCUGUAAUUACGUACGGGUAAAGGGAUCAAAACGGCUUGGAGAUGGUGUCAAGACUGUAAGAUAUGGACGAACCGAGCGACGUUCGGAUAAGGUACGGAUUGUCGUCCGGGGAAUCAGAACUAUGGUUUUGAAAAAUCUCGCCUCAGUCAUUAACUUGAUUUGGAAGCGAGUCGCCCUUUUAGCUAUGAAUAAGGAAUGACCUGAUUCGGUGACCUUGCUUACAGUUUGAAAAGGGUUACCUCAGACCCCUAAUAUGGAUGAUACGAGCCAGAGAGAAUAGUUCGGAAUGCAUCAGAAUUAUGGGUUUGGAAGGGAGAUAGUCUCACCUCAGCUUGUUAACACGUGGGAUCAUUCCGGAUGACCGAAUGACGAACGGGUUAACAGUUUGGAGGGAGCCCCUGUCCCAACUGAGAGUUUGACCCUGUGGUCACGAUCAAAACGGCUUGGAGGAAUUCACCUCAGCUAAAAGAAUUUUGACCCCGUGAAUCACGAACGAUAAAGGGAUCAAAACGGGCUUGGGAAAGGUGUCAGAACAAAUUUGGAAGGGAGAUAGUCUCACCUCAGCUUGUUAACACGUGAGAUCAUUCUGGAUGACCGAAUGACGAACGAGUUAACAGUUUGGAGGGAGCCCCUAUCCGAGCUGAGAGUUUGAUCCUGUGGUCACGAUCAAAACGGCUUGGAGGAAUUCACCUCAGCUAAAAGAAUCUUGACCCCGUGAAUCACGAACGGUAAAGGGAUCAAAACGGGCUUGGGAAAGGUGUCAGAACAAAUAUGGUAAAAACAAAUGAUGUUCGGUAACCUGGAUUGUCAUCCGCAGAAUCAGAAUUCGCAGUAGAUGACCGAAGGACGAAUGCUUUGGAGGAAGAUAUUACAGCCCAUAUAUGUCGACCCUGGCUUUAUGAUCGAACAGAGGGAUGAAAACCAGCUUGGGAAGGGUGUCAGAAUUAUGAGUGUGGACGAAUCCAAGUCGCGUCCGGUAACCCUAAAAACGAAGGAACUAGGAGUUCGGGUUUGAAAAAUACAAAAAGAAAAAAAAACAAUGAAGUAACAAGAUUGGGGAAAGAAUCGAGUUUUAUUCUUCAAACACUACUCGCCGGAAAGUACAAAAGAAAUCAAGAGUAAUACAACUUGGGCAAGAGAUUAUGCUACUGAAUGAUCCCUGAUCGGGGAAGAUAGAGACUGAAAACUGCCAACCUGCGCCAGAUCAUCAGAAACUGCUUUCUGUCUUUAGUAUGGGUGGUCUGGAUCAUCGGAACUAUGGUAUUGGAGGAUGGCCAAUCGAGUCGAGUCGAGUCCAUGUUUGUCGAGUCGAAUCGAGUCGUCCAUGUUUGUCGAGUCGAAUCGAGUCAAGUCCAUGUAUGUCCAGGUCAAGUCGAGUCGAGUCAGAUCCAUUCCUUUAGACUAUGGCAAUGUAAGGACCAUGACAAUGACCAUGGCAUCGUAAGUCCAUAUCACAGCAAGGGCCGCUUUUAUGCAGCACGAACGGGCUCCACAGCACCGUCGUGCCUGAUUCUCGGUCUGGCUUGUCCAUCCUUGAUCUAGGAUGACGUCCGCCGCUCUUAUGCAGCACGAACGGGCUCCACAGCGCCGUCGUGCCUGAUUCUCGGUCAGGCUCGUCCAUGCUUGAUCUGGGAUGACGACCGCCGCUUUUAUGCAGCACGAACGGGCUCCACAGCACCGUCGUGCCUGAUUCUCGGUCGGGCUUGUCCAUCCUUGAUCUAGGAUGACGACCGCCGCUUUUAUGUAGCACGAAUGGGCUCCACAGCACCGUCGUGCCUGAUUCUCGGACUGGCUCGUCCAUCCUUGAUCUAGGAUGACGACCGCCGCUCUUAUGCAGCACGAACGGGCUCCACGGCGCCGUCGUGCCUGAUUCUCGGUCGGGCUCGUCCAUCCUUGAUCUGGGAUGACGACCGCCGCUUUUUUAUGCAGCACGAACGGGCUCCACAGCACCGUCGUGCCUGAUUCUCGGUCUGGCUCGUCCAUCCUUGAUCUAGGAUGACGACCGCCGCUCUUAUGCAGCACGAACGGGCUCCACAGCGCCGUUGUGCCUGAUUCUCGGUCGGGCUCAUCCAUCCUUGAUCUGGGAUGACGACCGCCUCUUUUUUAUGCAGCACGAACGGGCUCCACAGCACCGUCGUGCCUGAUUCUCGGUCUGGCUCGUCCAUCCUUGAUCUAGGAUGACGACCGCCGCUCUUAUGCAGCACGAAUGGGCUCCACAACGUCAUCGUGCCUGAUUCUCGGUCGGGCUCGUCCAUCCUUGAUCUAGGAUGACGACCGCCGCCUUUUUAUGCAGCACGAACGGGCUCCACAGCACCGUCGUGCCUGAUUCUCGGUCUGGCUCGUCCAUCCUUGAUCUAGGAUGACGACCGUCGCUCUUAUGCAGCACGAACGGGCUCCACAGCGUCGUCGUGCCUGAUUCUCGGUCGGGCUCGUCCAUCCUUGAUCUAGGAUGACGACCGCCGCUUCUUUAUGCAGCACGAACGGGCUCCACAGCACCGUCGUGCCUGAUUCUCGGUCUCGCUCGUCCAUCCUUGAUCUAGGAUGACGACCGCCGCUCUUAUGCAGCACGAACGGGCUCCACAGCGCCGUCGUGCCUGAUUCUCGGUCGGGCUCGUCCAUCCUUGAUCUGGGAUGACGACCGCCGCUUUUUUAUACAGCACGAACGGGCUCCACAGCGCCGUCGUGCCUGAUUCUCGGUCGGGCUCGUCCAUCCUUGAUCUGGGAUGACGACCACCGCUUUUUUAUGCAGCACGAACGGGCUCCACAGCACCGUCGUGCCUGAUUCUCGGUCGGGCUCGUCCAUCCUUGAUCUAGGGUGACGAUCGCCACUUUUUUAUGCAGCACGAACGGGCUCCACAGCACCGUCGUGCCUGACUCUCGAUCGGGCUCUUCCAUCCUUGAUCUAGGAUGACGACCGCCGUUUUUAUGCAGCACGAGCGGCUAGCUCUACAGCGCCGUCGUGUCUAGUACGGGAUUGCACCUCAUUUAUGGAUUAUGCAUGCCUUGCGCCCAAGAUUAUUCAAAGACUGAUUCAGGGAUGGCACGAAAGGACGUGAGCAGAGUAUACUUUCUCGAGUAGAUUUGCAGGCUCACUACUCAAGAAACUGGGGGACUUAUGUUGGGGAAUAUUAUCCCGGCCUAUUACUGUUCAAAGGCCCAAGUCAUCACCCGGUAUGAAGCCCGGUCAGCAAGGCCCAUUUAGGCCUACCCGGCCCGUCUUCGGCCUAACCGGCCCGCUAGGAUAGGAAUUGGGCCCAUUAAGGCCCAACCAGCCUGCUGGCCCAUAAGAGAAAAACCCCACCCCUCUUCUAUAAAUAGGAAUCAUUGCUUCCAUGUAAAGGGAUUUUUUGGUCCUUCCCUCCUGGAAGUUAGGCUGCUUUCCUCUUCUCUUCUGGGAAAAUGUUACCUCCUCAUCCUCUUUAGAUUAGAUUAGAUUAUUCAUACUCCAUUGAUGGAGGUUUCUAUACAUGUAUUAUGUAAUUGAGUGAUGGGAGGAUAAUAAUGAGAAAGAGCUGGCUUGGACGUUAGCCUAAAAAGUCCCGUGGUUUUCUCCCUUUCCGGGUUUCCUCGUAAAAAUAGCUAGUUUAUACACUUUUAUAUAUUUAUUCAUUUUAAUACUGAAUUUAUGAUCCUUAAUAUCCGAAGUUAUGUUGGACUUUCGGAUCUACGGGACAAAAACUCAACACCGUUUUAGGGCAUCCAUGUAAUUUCCCUUCAUUACUAACAGACUAGCGUACAUGUGUAUUAUGUUUAGUCAUAUUUAUGUAAACCCAAUUAGUAGUAGUCAUAUUUAUAUAAAAAAACUCAUUACAAAAUUGAACGGUCGGACAAUUAAAACUUAGAAUGUAUUAUUAAAAUCGUUAAUAAUAGAUUCUACACUAACAUUUUUGGCAAUUUAUUUUUCAAUAUACAUCAACAUACAAAUGGUUAAUGAUUUAUAUAUGUAUUAAUAAAUUCACAGUAAUUCAGAAUAAUUCAUUAGAGGUCCAGACUUAUUAUUUUUAUAUCAUGCUAUUACUCAUUCAAUUAAUUGGUAACUAAUAAACAUAAUAACUAAUUACUUGACUAAAUGGCAGAAAAGUCGUAAGAAAGUAUGAUAAAUUCGUAAUAAAUUAUAAUUUUAAAAUGAAUGGAAAUAUGGAAUUCUAAAUAUAUAGUAAAACACGUGAAAUCAUUAAAUAAGGCGGCAUAUUUGAACCAUAGAUAAUCCCAAAUCCAAAACGUACAGUCCGCAAGGUUCCUACUCCACAGUACGAGUUCCAAACUUCUCCAAAUCGAAAGAGACGGACUACGCUUUCAAACGUUAUGUCUCUUGCGCCAUCUUCACUAUCAUGCAAGAUUGCACAAAACUAGUGGAAUUAGCAUAUUAGGGCCUAUCUUAAUUAUUUUAGGCUUAAAUAUGUUUUUGGUCAUAUAUUUUAGGCUUCAUGUAACUCAAAAUAUAGAUCCUAAUCAUGAAUGAGUAGUCACAUUCCAAUUAGCCCCAUGAGGUGCGAGGUAGUUGCUCUUAGAUCCGCACCAGACUUUUAAGGGGUGUCCCUAAUUUGGAUUCUGAAGGAUUUUAAUGGAGUUUAGAAUUACGUCAGAAUUCAGGUGUCUCCGAUUUGGAUUUCUGUAGAAUCCAUGAAAAUAAGGGUGUCAUCAAACAUUCCGUAGAUUUCUGUUGUUACUUAUUUGCACGAAUUUUAAUGGAUUUCGAUGGAUUUCUAUAUACAAAAACAAUCCACCACAAUAUUGUAGACUCCUCUCGGAUUUCAAAAUCCAUGAUCUUUUAAAAUCCAUCAAAGUCAUAAUAGAGGACACCCCCUUAGUAUUGUCCCCACAAUCCAAUACAAACCUUUAUCGCGCAUUUUGUGCUCACUCAUGAUGCCCUGAGAAACUUUUCAGGGGGUCACUCAUUCUAUGACUACUCCUACGUGAACACACUUAAUUUGAAAUUUUCCACAAACGGAGCGAAAAUUGAGAUGUAAGACAAAACCUAAUACGGGGCAUAACUUUUUUUUAGAAAAUUGUGCAAAAUAGGACUGAAUCAUACAAAGUUUACAUUACAUGAUUAGGACCUACUUAGUUUUCUUCCAUCCGUAUUACCUAUUUAGUUCUACAUUAGGAAACUUAUUUCUAACACUCCAAAUUUGCCCCCAGCUUUAAGAAGUAAAACGAAACACUUCCGCCUCUAAUUUUCUUCCGCAGGAGCACCACAGAUCACCUUCUUCUUCCGCAGGAGCACCACACAUCACAUUUCUUCCGCAUGAUCACCGUCAUCCUUUCCAAUGCCGUUCAUCGCUGCCAGAGAGGUCGUCGCCCAUCAUCGCUGGAGCCCUAAACACACACAAACGUCGAAAAAUCAAUUCCGCAGCAAUCACGGCCAUGAAGAACUACUCAUACCCUUCCUAUUCGGAUUCCAACGACUCCUCCCCUAUCCCCCCUAUUUUUGUGAAAUCAAGUUCAAUAUCCUUCGUGGGAUGAUUCUAAUAAGCCCCUUCCUCUCAAUUUCAAGAUCAAGUUCAAUGUCCUCCCAGUUUUAUGUUACCUGCUAUGCUGUUGAGCUAUUGUCAAAACUUAUUUCCUGUUUAAUGACUACUUAUUGUCUAUGUAUUGUCUGCUAUUGAGCUAUUAUUAUAACUUAUUAUCUGUUUAUUGACUACUUACUGUGUACGUAUUGUCUAGUGUUUUCAAGUUUUGUUUUGGGUUUGGUUUUUUCAAAAGUUUUGCAGAAUACGUGGUGGCCUUGUGAAAUAUAUGAAAUAGAAGUUCGAAAUUAGCAAAAAAAUCAAGACCAAGAUUAGAAAAGAAGAAGAAGAUGACGAAGAAGAGGUGGAAGAAGAACAAACCUUCGGUGGUGGCGUUUAAAGGAGUCAAUUGCAGCACCUAUCUGGUGCGUCGGCGACAAUUUCGACAUCGGUAAUGGUGAAACCCGCAACGGUGAUGUUGGCCUAGAUCGACGAUGUUUGUUUGAUGAAUCGUGAGAGGAGAAGCUGUCGUCGAUGAAGCUUGUUUGAUGCGCAUGGGUAUUGAAAAGAAAGGGCAAUUUGGUCAAAUUAGAUGUACUUAGGUCUUACGUAAGUAUGUAUAGUAGUCUUAAUUGUUGAAAUUUCCCAACUUUUUUUUGAACAAAUGGGACGGAUAUAAAUCAUUUGGGCAUCGUGUGCCACUUGAGGAAAGUAAGUAAAUGCAAGGAAAAUGUCAAAGAGUAAAAGCUAAAAGUAGCUAUUUAUUUAUGAAGAUAGUGGUUUUUGUAAUCUUUUUUGUUCAAAACUGCAUUAUAGUGGGAAAUAUAAAAUGCUUAAGUUUCUUAUAUUUCGAAGUUGUGUGGUACAUGAAGCGCUCCCUCCAUUUUUGGAAAACCAUUAUGAUGUUGUAAUGGUAC